CCGAGUGUGGCUCGUAGACGGUCGGGCUCGGCCCGUUCGCGGGAGUACAAAGAGGAACGCCCCGCACCCUCCAGCGAGCGCAGGAGUUCGUGUCCAGACUCCAGAGGCGGAAGGCAGGCGAGCGAGGAACCCUAACCCUAACGAGGAGGCAAUCCCAGAUCCCGCAAGGCAGCGACGAUGUCGGCGCUUCUUCGACAGGGGGCGAGGAGGAUCUGUGGCGCCGUGCUCCAGCGAACCCGGGCGGCGGUCACUUCACCGGCGGUUGCGGUGGAGCGACGCCGGAUCGUGGCAAGUCGCAUGUACAGUACCGAGGAGCAAGGUCAUGUGGAACUUGUGCGUGAGAUCCAGAAGAGGAAAGACGAGCUCUAUGAUUUGAUUGCCAAGGGGGAGAGGAAUUGUAAGACUAGUAGCUGGUGGGACGCUUUCCUCCUCGCGCGUCUUUGUAAAGAUGUCACCCCAAGACCUUCUGACUGUGACUGGCGCGACCUGAAGUCCUCAACAAGUGCUAUCAGCGGGAUCAAGAGAGCAGGCUUCUUUUCAUUAGCCUUUUUGGCCGUGGAUUGUUACAAUGGUUCUUCUAACGACGAGAAGGUAGCUCCAGGCACGAUCAUGAAAGAAGAGCAUGAAGCAAGCGAAGUGGAGACAGGAUCUCACCUGAUGGGGAUGGGGAACUUGUUUUGAUGCCAGAAGACGCAGCGAAGACUGAAGACAACGUGCCUUUAGAUGAAGAAGCAGCAGGCCCUUCAUUAGAGGGAUGCCAACCUGUUAAAUUAUUAUUACUAUUAUUCUGAUGGGUGCUCUUGGAAUGUUUUAUGAUGCGCUAGCUAGACCCCGAGUACAAACCUAUCUCCGGUGGAACUGCUAUAUUUGUGAUGAUGUUGUGUGACAUGCUACGUUAUGGCACUACAACAUUCUAAUCUAGAUUAUGUGCUGAGUUGGUUGUUUU
Lolium perenne is the source of this 946-nucleotide messenger RNA. RefSeq lists its product as uncharacterized. The record is from RefSeq and is a predicted model, not a curated record. Lineage: Eukaryota; Viridiplantae; Streptophyta; Magnoliopsida; Poales; Poaceae.